UUUACCCAUCAGAUGCGCAAUGGAAAGGCAAAAAGGCGGCGAACCGCCUCAUGAACGAUCAUUGAGUCCAGAGGAGCCCCUAAUGGCACACAGAAAGACGAAUCAGGAGGAGCAGCCCCAAUGGAGCUGGUCCCUUAAGUGGGCGGCAAUCGGAUCCUCGCUCGGAGCAGCCGUUCCAGUGGGAUACUGCACGGGUGUGAUGAACAGUCCCGCUGAGCUCAUGCGCUCCUGGUGCAACGAGACUCUGAUUGCCCGCUACGAUGUGAACUUGGGCGAGUCCAGUCUGGAGCUGCUGUGGUCGGCCCUUGUUUCCAUAUUCCUAGUGGGAGGCGCCAUCGGGUCGGUGACGGGCGCCACCAUGGCCAACAGGUUCGGACGCCGCGGCUGCUUCAACAUCUGUGGCAUCCUUCUGGCGCUGGGCGCCAUUUGCUUCUACUCGUGCCGACCCUUGGGUUCCGUGGAGCUCCUGCUGCUGGGUCGGCUGCUGGUUGGAUUGGCCGGUGGUCUCCUCACGGCCUUCAUGCCCAUGUGGCACAGUGAGAUCUCGGCUCUCUCCCAGCGCAGCACACUGGCUCCACUCUGUCCGAUGGGCCUGACCCUGGGCGUUGUGGUGGCGCAGGUAUGCAGCCUGCGGUCGGUGCUUGGAGGUCCCGAAACCUGGCACUUUGGCCUGGCCCUUUACGGCCUCCUGGUGGCGGCAUGCUAUGCCCCUUUUAGGUGGUAUCCCGAGAGCCCCAAGUGGCUGUACGUGGUCAAGGGGCGCAAGGAGGAGGCACGUCGCCAGCUGCAGCAGCUGAGGGGUUACUCCGCGGACAGCGUCGCACUGCAGGUGGAGAUGGACGAAAUGGAACUGGAGGCUGCUUCCAAGGUGGCGGCUAGCGGAUUGGUGGAGGUGCUGCGGGAUCCUAAAUUGCGUCUACCGCUGAUCAUCGUCUGCGCCUUCCUGGGUGGCCAGCAGCUUUCGGGGAUAAAUGCAAUCUUCUACUACUCCGUGUCCAUCUUCCGCAAGGCGGGUCUGUCCGUCCAGGCGUCGGAGUGGGCCAACUUGGGUGCAGGUUCCCUCAACUUGGCCACCUCGAUGUUGGGUCCCGUCUUACUGGAACGAGUCAACCGGCGACCACUGAUGCUUUUCUCCACCUUUUUCUGCACUGUCUUCCUGUUUCUGUUUGCCAUGAUGCUGUACUUUAUUGAGAUUUAUAGCUGGUUCGCCAUGGGUUGCAUUGGCUGCAUAUUCCUGUAUAUAUUCUUCUUCCAGUUUGGAUUGGGUCCCAUACCCUUCUUCAUUGGAGCAGAACUGUUUGAGCUGGCUUCUCGUCCAGCUGCCAUGUCACUGGGAAGCGUCGUCUACUGGCUGUGCAACUUUGUCAUUGGUAUGACCUUUCCGACCUUCCAGAAUCUCUGGGGCGCCUUGGUCUUCCUGCCGUUCUCGGUCACCUGCCUGCUGCUCUUCAUCCUGACGAAACGAUAUUUGCCGGAGACGCGUGGUCGCGAACCCUUCGAAGUGGCUCCGCUUGUCGCCUCGGGCUUUAAAUCAAAGGUGCUGCUUAACCAGCGGGUGGCAAACGAAUCGUAGACCGAGUUAAAUAAAUAAUCAUCUGGGCAGGUUC
Molecule: messenger RNA, 1607 nt
Organism: Drosophila rhopaloa
Lineage: Eukaryota; Metazoa; Arthropoda; Insecta; Diptera; Drosophilidae
Product: solute carrier family 2, facilitated glucose transporter member 1
Exons: 6
Coding region: 20-1573 (517 amino acids)
Biological process (GO): monosaccharide transmembrane transport
Cellular component (GO): membrane
Molecular function (GO): hexose transmembrane transporter activity
Source: RefSeq, a predicted model, not a curated record